AUGGCCAACCAUUCUUCUUUGCCAUCUUUACUUUGCGCUUCUUUCAACCAAGACCAUAGUUACUUUGUCGUUGGCACCAAAGAUGGUGUUAGAAUAUUUGAUACCAAUACAGGAAGACUUUGUUAUCAAAAGAUAAAAUUCACUUUUGUUAUUGCUGAGAUGUUGUUUAGCUCCAGUCUUCUUGCUAUCAUCAGAGCCGGUGAUCAACCAUCUUUGUCCCCUUGCCGUCUUUGUUUAUUCAAUACAACCACUGGAGCUGCUAUUAGAGAAUUGAAUUUUUUAACUUCCAUACUUGAUGUUUGCAUGAAUAGACAAAGACUCAUUGUCAUUUUACAAGACAAAGCAUAUGCAUAUGAAAUAAAUAGUCUCAUAAUCUUGGAUACUAUUGACACAAUGCCAAAUAUUAAAGCCUUUGAAACACACAACCUUAUAAAGGAGCUUAAUGUAAAGGCCUUGCAACAUAUAAGACAAAUAGCACAAGAAUCAAGUGGAGAAAUUGAGUAUGGUGGUGGACGCCAGCCUGUUGUUUUAAUAACAUUUAGCCAAAGACUUUGCAGGGGCUUUAAUGAUGUUGUGAAUGGGUAUGUUGAUGAUGGCUGGUCACUGAUGGAGUGGAAGAUUUGA
Glycine soja is the source of this 624-nucleotide messenger RNA. Its product is annotated as autophagy-related protein 18b-like. Gene Ontology annotation, molecular function: phosphatidylinositol-3-phosphate binding; protein binding; phosphatidylinositol-3,5-bisphosphate binding. The coding region runs from base 1 to 624 and encodes 207 amino acids. The record is from RefSeq and is a predicted model, not a curated record. The transcript has 8 exons. Gene Ontology annotation, cellular component: extrinsic component of membrane; cytosol; phagophore assembly site membrane. Gene Ontology annotation, biological process: protein lipidation; protein localization to phagophore assembly site; nucleophagy. NCBI's taxonomy places the organism in Eukaryota, Viridiplantae, Streptophyta, Magnoliopsida, Fabales, Fabaceae.